This is a messenger RNA of Cadophora gregata, 2785 nucleotides long. RefSeq lists its product as uncharacterized. The coding region runs from base 323 to 2443 and encodes 706 amino acids. The transcript is spliced from 4 exons. Gene Ontology annotation, cellular component: membrane; endoplasmic reticulum. Gene Ontology annotation, molecular function: long-chain fatty acid-CoA ligase activity. Gene Ontology annotation, biological process: long-chain fatty acid metabolic process. NCBI's taxonomy places the organism in Eukaryota, Fungi, Ascomycota, Leotiomycetes, Helotiales, Ploettnerulaceae. The record is from RefSeq and is a predicted model, not a curated record.
CCUGGGGCAGCUGGGCUGAGAGGAGCCCGCAUCCGCAUCCAUCCAAUCCAUCGAUCCAUCGACAACCCCAACCAAGCUUGCAUGGCCGAGUGACCCUUCUUUCUCAAACGCACAUGCUCCUCACUUCUCUCUCUCAUUUCUCUCUCAGCUUCCUCGCUUUAUUUCGCUUUUCCAUUGCUCUGUGACUACGAUCUGAGUUUCUGGUAAAAGAAAGAAAAUUUUAAAGAGGGAUUUGCUGCUUGUUUUAGAAAGAUACCGAGUCAGGCUCCAAGUCUCAGACAGAUAGAUUUGGUUCCCUCUCAUUCCACACUCGCAAGCAAUCAUGGCUCCAGCAGCAUUGCAAGACGAAGCCCUCAUCAAGGCCCUCCGCGUCCCCCCACCUCCAGGAACACCAUACUCCCUACCGAUCCCCGGGAGCGAGAAGGAGAACCGCACAGCAGUCUACCGGCAUUGGCGAUUCGUCGACAGGCCUCUGCUCGAGUCCCUAGAUCCGCAGGCCCUCACCGCGCACGACGUCUUCGAGUCCACGGUCAAGAAGCGCCCGAAUGCUAGAUGUUUGGGGAGCCGGCCAUAUGAUCCUGUAACGAAGACGCACGCCAACAAGUUCGAGUGGAUUACUUACUCUGAGCUGGCGGAGCGGAGGAAAAACUUCGGCGCUGGUGUCGUUGAGCUGCAUAAGAAGGCGGGCGUUACGGAGGAGAAGUAUGGUGUUGGGCUUUGGUGUCAGAAUCGCCCCGAAUGGCAGGUUUCUGAUUUGGGAUGUAUGUCUCAAUCGCUUUUUACGGUUUCUAUCUACGAGACUCUUGGUCCAGAAACAACCGAAUAUAUCAUCAACCACGCAACACUCAAGUGUGUUAUUACAACGCUCCCACAUAUCCCAACGCUAUUGAAGCUUGCUCCCCGGAUACCAACUCUGAAGCUCAUUAUCUGUUUGGACCCCCUAGAUGCAGGAGAACAGCCAGGGAACUCAAAAGCCGCCAUCUUGAAUUCUCUUGCAGCAGAUUCAGGAAUCUCAAUCCACUAUAUCAAGGAUGUUGAGGCUCUGGGAGCUGCUUCUGGUCUGCCAAUGAAGCCACCCCGGCCAGACGAUAUUAUUACCAUCAACUACACAUCUGGAACAACAGGAAACCCUAAGGGAGUAGUUCUCACACAUGCAAAUGCCACGGCAGCAACUGCAAUUGCUCGAGUCACCAGCGAUACGCAAAACUGGGAUGUGUUGAUCUCUUACCUACCUCUAGCACACAUCUACCAGCGAGUUGCAGAACAUGGCGCCCUCUCCGCCGGCUGCGCCAUUGGAUAUUUCCGUGGUGACAUUCUUGGUCUAGUAGACGACAUGAAGAUUCUCCGUCCCACAGGCUUCAACUCCGUUCCACGUCUGUACAACAGAUUUGGUGCUGCUCUACGAGCCGCAACUCUCGAGGCACCAGGUCUCAAGGGUGCGAUGGGCCGCCAUGUCAUCAACACCAAGCUCGCCUCCAUGAAACUCCCUCCAGGACAGGCAACGAACAAGCAUAUGUUCUGGGACCGAGUCUUCACUCCAAAGGUAGCCAGCGUCUUCGGUUUCCAGCGCUGCCGCGGUAUGGUCACUGGAUCUGCUCCAAUCGACCCCUCGCUUCAUCAGUUCCUCCGCGCAGCAUUCGGCAACGACUUCAUCCAAGGUUACGGCCUAACUGAAUCCUACGCAGUCGGCCUCGCCCAACUGGAAGGAGAUUUUUCCGCGGGAAAUUGCGGCGCCGUCGGUGUCGGAAUGGAAAUCUGUCUACAAUCCGUGCCAGACAUGGAGUACAUGGUAACCGACUCUCCCAAUCCCCGCGGAGAGCUCCUUCUGCGAGGCAACGCCCGAUUCAGGGAAUACUACCGCAAUCCCGAGGAGACUGCCAAGGCCAUCAUCGACGACGGCUGGUUCCGCACAGGCGAUAUCGCGGAGAUCGAUUCCAUGGGCCGAGUCAAGAUCGUGGACCGGGUGAAGAACGUCCUCAAGCUCGCGCAGGGCGAGUACGUAUCCCCCGAACGAAUCGAGAACGUCUACCUCGCCAACACCAACAUCCUCGCGCAAGCGUUCGUGCACGGCGACUCGACGCAAGCGUUCCUCGUUGCUGUAUUCGGUGUUGACCCCGUGGCGUUUGCGCCGUUCGCUAGUGCUAUUUUGAAGAAGACUAUCAAGCCGGAUGAUCUGGAUGCGAUUAAGGCUGCGGCGAAGGAUAACAAGGUUCGCAAGGCGGUGGUGAAGGAGCUGGAUAAGAUUGGGAAGAAGAAUAAGUUUAAUAGCUAUGAGAAGGUGCGGGCUGUGCAUUUGGAGAUUGAGCCGUUUACCAUUGAGAAUGAGUUGUUGACUCCGACAUUAAAGCUCAAACGCCCACAAUCAGCCAAGAAGUUCCGCCCACAAAUCGACUCCAUGUACGAGGAAGCUCUGGCUGAGGAGACGCCCAGAGCCAAGUUGUAGAUAAGAUAAGAUAAGGAGAAAACAAAUAGAAAAAUAUGUUCUGAUAUGCGAAUUGGCUUGUAUCCCGCUUCGAACAUGUGACUUUUUGAUGCAUGAGAAGGGGAGAGAUCGAGAGUACGAGAGUACGCAAAAUGUGUACUAGGUAGGGAGGGAAAGAGAAAGUGGCAUGACUUGACUUGACUUGACAUGAUAUAACAAUUGAUUCAUUCUCGCUAUUGCGACUCAUCCUGGCAGGGAGAUACGUGGGUGCUGCGACGGAGGUAGAAAUGUUGUGUAAAUUGUAACAAGGACAGCAAGAACGAACGAAAGAAUGAAAGAAUCACAUCUCUCUCUCUGUGGGAC